GGCUUAGGGAACCUGGCCGGGGAGCCGAGCUGUAGGGCGGAGCUGGGGGUGAAAGGGUAGGUCUGGGGGGAAGGGCUAGGAAUACGUGUGUGAGUUAGUAUGUUGGGGGGAGGAACUGGGGAUGGAUGUGACUGUUUGGGGGCAGGAUCUGGGAGUAUGUGUGUAUGAGCAUGUUUGGGCGGAGUAAUUGGGGGGGGGGGGGAGGGAAUGACCGGCGUAUGAGUGCAAGGAGGAGCUGGGUGUAUUUCUAGAGGGAGGAGCUGGGGAGAGGGUGUAUGAGUGAAUGUGUAUUUAUCUGGGGGAGGAGCUGAGGCAUGUGUGUAUCUGGGAGGGUGUGUGUCCCGGGCUGAAGCUGGUGUCCGUGUGACUGGGGAGGAGCCGAUGUGUGUGUCUGUGUGUGUGAGCUUGUUUGGAGGGAGGAGCUGGGAUGUGUGUGACAGUUUGGGGGGAGGACCUGGUGUGUCUGUGUGAAUAACUGCCUAGUCGGGGUGUGUGUGUGUGUGUGUGUGUGUGUGUGUGCGCGCGCGCGUGUGCGCGUAUGUGCGUGUGUGUGUGUGAGCGCGUGAGUGUGUCUGGAGGGAGGAGCGCAGUGUGCCUCUGGAGAAGGCUCUGGGGCUCGCGUCCUGCCCCGCCCUCAAGGGCGGGGCAGAGCGCUGCCUGCCCAAUCCCCGGCCAGGCCCGCCCCUGGUCUACUAUAAAAGCCUCUCAAGCGGGGCGCGCUCCGAGAUUCUGAUCCGUGCCUACCCGACGAUCUUCCAUCAUGCCUAUCGUCCUGGGUUACUGGGAUAUCCGCGGGCUUGCCCAUGCCAUCCGUCUGCUCCUGGAAUACACCGGCGCUGAAUAUGAAGAGAAGGUGUACCGUUUUGGGGAUGCUCCCGACUUCGACCGAAGCCAGUGGUUGGAUGUGAAGUUCAACCUGGGCUUGGCUUUCCCAAAUCUGCCUUACCUGAUUGAUGGCGACAAGAAGAUCACCCAGAGCAAUGCCAUCUUGCGCUACAUUGCCCGACAAUACAACUUAUGUGGUGAGACGGAAGAAGAACGCAUCCGAGUCGACAUGCUCGAGAACCACGUCAUGGACAUCCGCAUGCAGCUGGCUCGUGUCUGCUACAACCCAAACUUUGAAGUAAUGAAAAUUGAGUACCUUCAGCAGCUUCCAGGGCAAUUGAAGCUCUUCUCCCUGUUCCUGGGGAAAUGCUCCUGGUUUGCAGGAAACAAGAUCACGUUCGUGGACUUUCUUGUGUAUGAUGUCCUUGACCAGAACCGAAAGUUUGAACCCUCUUGCUUGGAGAAGUUCUCAAACCUCAAGGAGUUCUUACAUCGGUUUGAGAGUCUGAGUAGCAUUGCUACUUACUUAGCAUCUGAACGCUGCCAACCGUACCCAAUCUUCGCAAAAAUGGCUUGUUGGGGCAAUAAGUAGUAUCCCACUGCACGGACCAGAAGCCCAGGAGGAAGAAUCACCAUCAACUGCUGAACCAGCUGCAGUGGAGGGCUGCUGGAACAUUCUUGGCCCUCACCUAGGAACCUGGGUUCUCCAAUAAAGUGUUUUAGUCAUUA
Molecule: messenger RNA, 1554 nt
Organism: Monodelphis domestica (gray short-tailed opossum)
Lineage: Eukaryota; Metazoa; Chordata; Mammalia; Didelphimorphia; Didelphidae
Product: glutathione S-transferase Mu 1
Biological process (GO): glutathione metabolic process
Molecular function (GO): glutathione transferase activity
Source: RefSeq, a predicted model, not a curated record